Molecule: messenger RNA, 2727 nt
Organism: Rotaria sp. Silwood1
Lineage: Eukaryota; Metazoa; Rotifera; Eurotatoria; Philodinida; Philodinidae
Source: the annotation of a GenBank genome assembly
AUGAUAAACAUUAAUAUUACAUGUGGUGAUGCUAUUUUAAAUUGGUGUAUUGAGAAUCAAAUUGACGUAUCGAACUGUUCAUGGUCGAUAGGAACAUUUCGAAGCCAUUUUUAUACAAUGGCAGCCUUAAUCAAUCCACCAUAUCCCUAUUCUAUUAACAACAAUACUGGACUAGCAUUUAUUCGAUUAGGAGAUGGAGAAAUGAAGCUUAUGUUUGGAAUAUCUGUACAAUCCAUUGAUCCAUGGUCAUGGCGUGGUGGUCAAUCAAGAUUAGGGCAAGAUUUGAAAAAAGCGAUACGUUAUCCUAAAUAUCAAUACAAUGCAUAUAGUCCAUUUUACUAUGGAAUUUAUGAUGCUAAGGACAUUUGUCCUUUUCAUGAAUUUAUCACCAUGAUUUAUCAACAUCCAAAGUAUUUAACGUAUACUAAUUUAUUUGUUAAUUCUAACUAUCCUGCUACAAAGUUAUUGCAUCGUUCACUGAUUCGAGAUCAUCGAAAAAAGAUUAUUCUCAUAAUUAAUAAUGGAACUAGCUCGAAAAAACUGGUUGAACUAAAUGACUGGGCUUGUGAAAUACUACUUUAUCCACAUAAUGGACCAUUGAUGUGGGAAAACAACCAGUUCAGAGAAGAAGCAAUUCAAAAAAUUGUAACUACGGCAAAACGAUAUAGAAAUCGAUUAUUUGCAUUUUCCGUAGGUCCAUUAUCGAGAGUUCUUAUACAUCAUGCUUGGCUUGAGAAUCCUUUCAAUCGUUAUAUAGACUUUGGUUCUACAUUAGAUGAAAUGACAAAAAACAGAAUGACUCGACCAUAUCAAUCGAAUGCUGAACUCAACCAUGAUCCAACAUAUGUAAUUAACUUUGACGCAAGUAAACGUCUAUUUCAAGUGUCUAGUGUAAACUGAAAGUAUAUAUGGUUUAUCUAUUAGUUUGCUUUGUUCUUAUCUUUUUAUCUUAUAAAACAGUAAACUUAUAUUGAGAAUUAGGUUAUUUAUCAAAUAAAGUCGAGGUUGUCAUCAUUGUCGUGAAUGAAAGUUGAUUGAACAUAUGGAAGUCGAUCCAUGAACUACUGAAUGUUGAUCUAAAUCAGACUAGCCCAGUCCGUGAGUCGGAUAUCUAGUUAAAAGCCUUUUCCAAUGAUAGUUUGGCUUGCGAUGCUGGCUAAAAUUAUUCUUUAUGAUUAAGUAUCCAUUUUUUUAUGAAUUAAAUCAGAGUUACUUCAUGAAAGUUAACCCUUUCGAGGCGAUGUCGCCCACCGGUGGGCGACGCUAUAAUUUACAGUGGUCAGCCAUCCAUAAAAACAAAAAGUUCUUGGAAAAUGUCUUCGUCUAUCAGACUUUGUGGAGCUAUCUGCGCUGAUCAUUUUGAUAAAAAAAUAUUCUAAGUUUGACCAAUAAAUGACGGUGCUAUGAUCAAAAUACUGAAAAAUUUCAAGCUGCUCUAUGUGCUAGAGCUAUAACGUUUUUCAGUAUUUUAAUCAUAGCAUCGUCAAUUAUUGAUAAAAUUUAGAAUAUUUUUUUAUAAAAAUGAUCAGCGCAGAUAGCUCCACAAAGUCUGAUAGGCGAAGACAUUUUCUAAGAACUUUUUGUUUUUGAUGGAUGACUACCCAUGGAAGCACACUAGUUACAUCCCUAACAUUUUUGGAACUGCCCGUGAUUCUGUAGCUUAUUAUCACCCUAUGAAUUAUCAGUUAUACUCUUAAAUCCCGUUUUUAACUGGAUUUCAUUUGAUAUAAAAAUCACUUGUAUAUCUCUUUGCAUUUUAGCUGUAAUCUUUGGAAAAAAAUUUUUGGAAACCCUGUAGAAUCACAUCGUCUUGAAAGGGUUAAGAAUAAGUCAACCACAUUGUGUUGUAUAGAAAGAAAGUAUUUGAAUCAAAUUUGAUAAUUUAGUUGAUAUUAAUUAUAAUGCAACAAAAUUGCUUGAAUGUCAAUAUAAGUUUGAUAAAACUCAUCUGAGCCAAUAAAUUAAUGGCAUGCAUAAGUUAUUUGAAUAUGUCAAUCUUGUAUCAGCAUGUAUACUAGAUCUGAGGUAUGCUCACAUUUUGAAAAAAACUCAAUUUUCGAGUCUAUGGAAAAUUUCAUUGUAUCAUCAUAGUUGCUCAAAAACAAUAAGCAACAACGUAUAAGAACUUUUCAAAAUGUUACAAAACUUGAAGCAGCUUAUUUCGACAACGGAUAUGAUGAUAUUGCACAUUUGAGCAUGCUAAUUCUUUAUGGAAAUACUGAUAGCUUUGAUUAAUUUUGAGUUUGAAGUAUGACUCUUUUAAGUGAGAGUGAGUUUUAUCUCAGAGUUGAAUGUCAGUAAAUGUUUUUUGACGAAUCCAUAUUUUGGUCUUUGUCGUCAUCGAUGAUUUUACGGUUAAACUUUGGUUCCUCUAUAAUAUUAUUAUAACUCUCCAUAUAUAAUUCCAAAGCAUCUAUGAUGAAGAAAGAGAGACUAUGUCACUCUUUUGUCUCUUGAGACAAAAUAGAUGCACAAUACUAUAUAGGAGCAAGUAUGCAUAUGAAAAAUUGUAAAAAAGCUCAAAGAAAUACGUAGAAGUUUGAUGAAAUAUGAACAAGUACGAAGAAAUACAAUAAGUAUGGGAGAACAUGACGUUUAAGUCGGGAAUAUGUACAUUAUGCAGGUCCUAGUGAGCUAUGAAUAUCUUGAAAAGAGUUCGGAUCCAUAUCUUAUUACUGCUGAGAUACUGCAUUUUUACGAUAUUUUUAGUACAAAAGGCGUAGUCAC